AUGUCCUUGCCACACAAAAAGCCAUUAUCACUUCACACUAUACCUGUUGAAACAGUUUAUCGUAUCUUAGACAAUCUCUCUCAAUUAGAUAUUCUUCUUUCAAUGCAAAAUGUUUGUAGCCGACUUGAUGCGAUUCUGAAUGUCUAUUAUCGAUAUCAGAAAUUUACCGAAUUGAAAAUCAAUACGCGGAAGGAGAAUAAAGCAAAGCUCAAUCAUUUAGCAAAAGCGUUGAGAAAUAAUACCACUAUUACAAAACUAACGUACAGUUUCAAUAAUAUUAGUGAAACAGAAGGAAAACAUCUCGCACUUGCCCUUGAAAAAAAUACAACUCUAACUACCCUCAUUUUCAUUACUACGAAGUUCGAGGUAAAUGCGUUACGACAAUUAACUUUCGGAUUGCAGCGUAACAAAUCAAUAACUACAUUAGAAUUUCGUUCCAACAGACUCUUUUCCAAUGAAACAUAUCACCUCAUUGAAGUUCUACAAAACAAUACAGUACUAACUAAACUGAUUCUUGAGACAUAUCCACUCGAAAAGAACGAUACACAAUAUUUAGCUCAAAUACUUGAAAAUAAUAAGACUUUAACAUCUCUUCAUUUGGAAUGUAAUAAUAUCAACAGCGAAAAAAUAUUAUAUAUCACUAAAAUAUUACAAUCAAAUACAGCAGCACUUACGGAACUUCUUCUCAUUCGUAAUCCCAUCGGUACUCAAGGAAUUCAAUACUUGACUAAAGCUUUACAAAUCAAUCGAACUCUCAAAACUCUUCACUUAACAGGCAGCAAUAUUGACGAUCAAAGAGUUGAAAAUCUCUCACAUAUCAUACGUAAAAAUACAACAUUGACAACUCUCUUCCUUGAUAUCAAUAUAAUUACAGAUAUUGGUGUAAAAUUCUUAACAGAAGCUUUGUCAACCAAUCAAACAUUAACAACUCUCAAUCUUGGUCACAAUAACAUUGAUGAUCAUGGAAUUCAACAUUUGGCGGAAUUAUUAUCCGAAAAUAAUACACUAACGACACUGGAUAUUAGUGGUAAUUGCUUUGAUAUCUAUGGAAUUCAAUAUCUUUGUCGAGCAUUGCAGACAAAUAAGACAUUGAAAGUGAUCGAUCUAAGUGAAAAUACAAUUCAUCUUCUAAGUUUAAAGCAUUUAAAUCGUAUUAAUGGAAAAUUAACAGAAUAUUUAGGUUUAACUCUGCAGAUUAGCAAAACUUUGACAACACUUGAUCUUCAAAUGAAUCAAAUUGAUUGUGAAGGAGUACGGUUUCUUGCUGAACCAUUGGAAACAAAUUCAACACUUACUACUCUUCGUCUCGGAAGAAAUUCUAUUGGAAAUUCGGGAAUUCAAUAUUUAUCACGUGUAUUAAAGAAAAAUACAACACUGACUACACUUAAUCUUGAGAGAAAUUGUUUCACUCAUGAAGGAAUUCAGUAUUUGGUUGAUGGAUUAUUGAAAAAUACAACAUUAACAAUUAUUGAUCUUGAAGGAAAUAAAAUUGAUGAUCACGGUGCGGAACAAUUAGCCGAAGUCUUACAAAAGAAUACAACAUUAAUCGAGGUGAAUCUUCUAGCGAAUAACAUUGGUGAUGAAGGAACAAAUCAUCUUGUUGCAGCAGUGCAAUACAAUCGAAUGUUAAGAACAAUUCAUCUCACAUCAAAUGAUAUUCACAAUGUAAUACCAGUGGAUUUAGAUGAAUUUUUCAAUGAGAGAUUAUAUUCGAAGUUUUCAUAA
Messenger RNA from Adineta ricciae, 1725 nucleotides. The record is from the annotation of a GenBank genome assembly. Lineage: Eukaryota; Metazoa; Rotifera; Eurotatoria; Adinetida; Adinetidae.